UCUUCACUGACGACACGCACACACCCCUACGAUCCUACCCGCCACUCCACUCCCGUCUUUCGAGGUUCAGGACCGGCCGGAGUAGAGCAAUGAAGGCCGUCGCCAGCCACCAGUACCACGGCGUCCGUCCACCCUCGCCGACGCCGGCGACUAAGAUCUCCAUUCCCGUCUCCGCCGGCGGGGGCGCGGAGGCGGCGCUGCUCGGGAAGGGGCGGUACAAGGCGUGGGCCCUCGUCGCCAUCGCUCUCCUCGCGCUCUGGUCCAUGUUCGCCGCCUCCGUCACCCUCCGCUGGUCCUCCGGCGACCUUGCCGCCGUCCCCUGGGACUUGAGUAGUCCCCUCCUCGACGACCUCGACCCGCUCGAGAUGGAGGAAAGGGAGAAACUAGUGCGCCGGAUGUGGGACUUGUACACGCGCACUGGUGAUCAUGUAUGGCUUCCACGGUUCUGGCAAGAAGCAUUUGAGGCUGCAUAUGAGGAGCUUGCUGGUGAUGAUACACCUGCAAGUGACGCAGCUGUAUCGGAGAUUGCUCGCAUGGCAAUUCACAGGCCUGAGCUUGAGCAGGCACGUAAUAAUAAUUAGCGCUGCCUUUACCUUUCUUAAGUUCAUUGCUACAGCCGAGACCAAAACUGAGAUGGAUUACACAAUGAGGGCUGCGAUUGCUACUCCAAUUAUGUGCUCACUGGUUAGAUUAUUGAUUGUAGUCUGCAACUUCUCAACUCUGAGAGAGCAUUCAGUAGUGGGUGAAGUGUAGGAAGAUCAUAUGAAAAAUGAUGUGCAAAUAAUUAUGCAUAUAUGGGAUGUUAGACUAGGUGCCAUGUGUAAUUUCAUUAAAUAAAUCGAAACACCAUGCAUGGUAUCUUCUACUCCCUCUGUAAACUAAUAUAAGAGCGUUUAGAUCACUAAAGUAGUGUUCUAAAUGCUCUUAUAUUAGUUUACAGAGGGAGUAGUUAUCAGCAGUUCUGGCAGGUGAAUAUUGUGCUCGAAGGUCAUUCCGAUUUUGUAUUUUUUUUCCCUACUGCCAAUUUGGAAUGUUGGUUUUCUUGUGUACUCAACAUUAGAGCACCACAAGGAUUGGGCCCAGUCUUUAAUGCUGGAUUACAGUUGUUUUUGUCUC
Messenger RNA from Triticum dicoccoides, 1116 nucleotides. RefSeq lists its product as uncharacterized. The transcript is spliced from 3 exons. The record is from RefSeq and is a predicted model, not a curated record. Bases 90 to 581 code for a protein of 163 amino acids. Lineage: Eukaryota; Viridiplantae; Streptophyta; Magnoliopsida; Poales; Poaceae.